AUGGAAUUCAUACGGCAGCUCAUGGGCUUGUCGAUAUUCGAUGAGGUGAAGCGGAUGAACAAACGGCAGGUUAUCUACCAAGUGCUGAAUUGCGCGAUGAUCGUCGGAUCGGCCCUGAUGAUCUGGAAGGGUUUGAUCGCGAUUACCGGCUCCGAAAGUCCUGUGGUGGUGGUGCUCAGCGGUAGCAUGGAGCCGGCAUUUCAUCGCGGCGAUCUGCUGUUGCUGACCAACUACGAAUCUCAGCCGAUUCGCGCCGGCGACAUUGCAGUAUUCAAUAUCGAAGGUCGCGACAUACCGAUCGUCCAUCGCGUUGUAAAGGUACACGAGAAAGAGAACGGCACAGUACGAUUCUUGACCAAGGGCGAUAACAAUGCUGUUGACGACCGAGGCCUGUACGCACCAGGACAGUACUGGCUAGAACGCAAGGACGUGGUUGGCCGGGCACGUGGGUUUCUGCCCUACGUAGGAAUGGUCACCAUCCUGCUGAACGAUUACCCAAAAUUGAAGGUUAUCAUAUUAGUGACUUUAGGUUCGCUGGUUCUGCUGCGUCGAGAGUGA
Soboliphyme baturini is the source of this 558-nucleotide messenger RNA. Lineage: Eukaryota; Metazoa; Nematoda; Enoplea; Dioctophymatida; Soboliphymatidae. The record is from the annotation of a GenBank genome assembly.